GGGCCGGGAGGAGGGGGAGGAGGAGGAGGAGGGUGCCGGCCGCCGGUGAGGGGGCCCCUGGGCCUUGGGACCGGCUGCUUGUCCUCCCUGGGGCUGCAGCAGGGCGGGUAAAAGGCAACAGAAGUUGAGAACGCCCUCCUCGUUCUGCUCCGAGCCUCCCAACUGCCUUCGCCAUGGCCGGCGGCAUUACUGAUACGGGAGAGCUUUACUCGCCUUACGUCGGUCUGGUAUACAUGUUCAACCUUAUCGUCGGGACAGGAGCUCUAACCAUGCCGAAGGCGUUUGCCACAGCAGGGUGGCUGGUCAGCCUUGUUCUCCUCAUGUUCCUGGGCUUUAUGAGCUAUAUGACUACCACAUUUGUGGUGGAGGCCAUGGCUGCUGCAAAUGCCCAGCUGCGAUGGAAGAGGAUGGAAAAACGCAAGGAGGAUGAUGAGGAUGAGGAUUCUUCCUCUGGAGUAUCUGACAGUGAUGUUCUCCUCCAAGAUGGCUAUGAGCGAGCAGAGACGCGACCUAUCCUGUCAGUUCAGAGACGCGGCUCACCCAAUAUCUUUGAAAUCACUGAAAGGGUGGAAAUGGGCCAGAUGGCUUCCAUGUUCUUCAAUAAAGCCAGAGUUAUCUGCUUUCUGUGUCAGGGAUCCUCCCCCGGGCUGACUCAAGCUAGUGCCAAGGGACAAAUCUGCGGGAAGUCAGCGGGAACAGCUGCAGGCUUGAAACAACUGGUGAGAGAUGAGACGAAAGUGGGUGUCAACCUCUUCUAUUUCUGCAUAAUUAUCUACCUCUAUGGGGACCUGGCAAUCUACGCAGCGGCUGUGCCGGUCUCUCUUAUGCAAGUGACCUGCAGUGCCAUUGGCAACCAUUCUUGCAGUGUUGGAGAUGGCACGAAGUACAAUGAUACAGACAAGUGCUGGGGGCCCAUUCGAAGGAUUGAUGCUUACAGACUGUAUCUGGCAGCGUUCACUCUACUCCUGGGUCCUUUUACCUUCUUCAAUGUGCAGAAGACCAAGUAUCUUCAAAUCAUGACGUCUCUGAUGAGAUGGAUAGCUUUCAUCCUCAUGAUUAUUCUGGCCCUCAUCCGCAUCAGCAGAGGCCAAGCUGAAGGUCACCCGUCCAUGGCCCAGCUGUCGGGCAUCCGUAACCUCUUCGGGGUGUGCGUCUACUCCUUCAUGUGCCAGCACUCCCUGCCAUCCCUCAUCACGCCCAUCUCCAAGAAGAGGCACGUCAACAAGCUCGUGCUGCUCGAUUACAUCCUGAUCCUGGCUUUCUACAGCCUCCUGUCCUUCACUGCCAUUUACUGCUUCCGCAACGACACCCUCAUGGACAUGUACACGCUCAACUUCACCAACUGCGAGAUCAUCAACGUCACCUUCAUCCGCUACUUCCUGGGCCUCUUCCCCGUCUUCACCAUCAGCACCAACUUCCCCAUCAUCGCCGUCACCCUGCGCAACAACUGGAAGACCCUUUUCCACAGGGAAGGGGGGACCUACCCCUGGGUGGUGGAUAGGAUCGUCUUUCCUGCCAUCACGCUCAUCCCUCCGGUGCUGGUGGCUUUCUGCACCCACGACCUCGAGUCCUUGGUGGGGAUCACGGGAGCCUACGCUGGGAACGGGAUCCAGUACCUCAUCCCGGCCUUCCUUGCCUACUGCAGUCGGAAGGACACGCAGCUCGUCUUCGGCAGCGGGACGGUGAACAAGCACCUCUCCCCUUUCCGGCACACCUUCUGGAUAGUGUUCGUGCUCAUCUGGGGCUUUUCUUGCUUUGUCUUUGUGACUGCAAACAUUGUGCUGAGCGAGUCCAAGCUCUGAUGGGGGUGGUGACGUUCUCCCUCUUGGGUUCCAGAGACUGCAACCCCGCUGGGACUGGAGGGGAAGAGGUGGCGUGGAGGGAAGCCUCCAGGCCAUCAGCGUGGUGGUGCAGGUCACACCUAGACACAGACUUUCCUCACCACGUGUGGAUGGAGUGGGCUCAGCCUCGUCACCCUGGUUCUCAGACCCACCCCACAAAGCCAUGGGGCUGAGCUCUGGGCAGUGCCCAGCCAUCGCUGCCUUCGGCUCCGUUUGAGCAUCGCCCUGCCCCGACGGGGGCGCUCCCCUGGUGCUGCAGGUUUCAGCACGUGGGAGAGAGGCAGCCUUGGCUGCUCACUGCACUAAUCGGCUCCACUUCUUUCUCCCAAAGGCAGGGACCCGCUGUGCACAGAACCAGCGGGAGUUUGGGGGAGAGGAGUCUCUUCUGUCUGCUGACCCCACAGCCCCAAACCCUGGGGAGCUGAGGGGAGAGGAAGGAAAUCAGGGUGGGCACAGCCCUAGCUCAAAGAAAAGGACCUCAUGUGCUGUUACACUUUAUUUUUCCGGAGGCAUUAACCUAUUUGUUCUCUGGGGAAGGAACACCACAACUUGCCCAGGAUCUGGGAUCUCUCAGAGCUGGAUUUCUCCAGGCUGGGAGUUUAUGCUCACGCUUUUCAACCUGUUCUUCUUUGCUGUGGCAGCCCGAGCCCUGUGGAGGCACGCCUGCAGGGAUGUAGCUUUGCAGCCUUGCUGCCUGGUGAAUUCAGCUGGCAGAGCCGUUCCCCGUUUCACACCAGCCUGGUGCAAGAGGCCAGACCCCGACCGCAGUGGUCAGGGUUUGUGCGGGCUGGGAAGGUGCUAAUUACCCAGUCCUGCCACGCGUUCCACCUGUGUCAGUGCGCACAGCCAGAGCUCUCCUAUUUCCAGCCUCCUGUGCUGGGUAAUUAGCCUUGAAACAAGGUGGGUGUUAACUCAAGGGAGCGGGCUGGUGCCAGCAGGGAAAGGCAGUGCCGUGGCUCAGCUCUGCCUGCCCCCCUGCGGGAGCUGAGCUCCCAGGCCUUACAGGGCAGUGAAAAAGAACUGGUCCCAAAUCCCAUCUCUCUUCUGCACGGGGUUGAGGUGGGCUUUUGGCUGGUCCUGCUCAGCUUAUCCCAGUUUGCAGAGCUCCCAGGCGCCUGUGUGUGUUGGGCUGCCCCUUUCCUUAGGCAGGCAGUGCUGGAGAUGAUCAGUGCUGCUUUUGAGGCACUUCGGAGGCUUCUGUUGGUCACUGCAGCACCACUUGGCCACAACCAGCACCGGUUCUGGGGGCGUGAGGCUCUCAGGCAAAGAUCCUAUGGGUUUUUGUAACAAAAGGAAGAACUUAAAAAGUUUUCACCUGGAAUAUUUUAAAUCCUUUUUUCUCCUCUGCCCUUCUUAAAGCAGGUUCAAAGCCAGGUCCAUGUCACUUACAUCCUGUCUUCUUGCCCUCUGCACUUGCUGCAGCAUUAAGUGUCACCGCUAGCUAGAAGCAGGCUUUGAACUGCAGCUCUUUUUAAUCAAGCUCCGUUUUCAAGUAGGACUUUCUCCUUUCCAUAUGACCUGAAGUGCUCCUCCUGGGGGACUGUGCAAGUACCUGGAGCUGUACAAAAACACUCGAUGGUUUUUACAGCAGAGCCCUCCACCUCUCGAGCCCAAGCACUGUGCCUGUGUCCUUGCCAAGCUGCUUGGAGAGGAUGCGGGGGGCCUGUUUCUCUCUGCUCCAGCUCCAUCCAAAACAGCCCUUGGCAGCCCUUGCUAGCGAAUUUAAACAUCCCCAGGUGCUGCGGGGCAUCCUCGGUGCCAGAUUAACACGUAGCUUCACAACACGUAGCUUCACAGGUGGCUGCUGCCUCAGCUGGGAGCAGUGACGGUAGCUGUGGUGGUUGGAGAGCAAAGCCUGGGGACAGCCUGUGUGGCGUGGGGCAGGCGUCUGCCACUGCCCCCUUCCCCUGCUCGCUCCCCAGCUCUUGCAGAGCCUUGGCUGCUGAAUCUGGACCCAUCGCAGGUGCCCCGAUGGCUGGGGCAUGCUGAGCCCCCUCAUCCAGCCCCCCCAGGUGCAGCUGGAGCUGGGCACAGCCAGCGGGAGGGAUGUGCUGCUGAUGAGACCAGUCUUUGGAAAGCCUCCGCACCAGGUGUGGGUGUAUGGUGGGGGCCGAGACCUUUCCUAUCAGCCCUCAGCCUCCUGUGCAAGGCACUCGGCUCAGCCUCAUCCCUUCGAAUGCUGAUUUGAGGUACCUGCCACCCGAUUUCAGUGCCAGCCAGAGCAGGGGUGUAUCUGUUACUGCUAUUACUGCUUUCACUCAUCCUCCUGUCCCUGCUUAGGGCUGCCCUCAGCCUCCCCUUCCCUCCUGCCCCUUUUUGCAGCAGCCUCCAAGUGCUGGUGGAGGCAGCAGGGGGUGGGCUGAGACCUCCCGGCCCCGCACACCCUCUCUUGGCCUCUUCGCAGGAGUUGGUCAUCUCAUUUCAUGGUCUCACGUGUAAAGACGUGCCUUCUCUUCCCUGGCCUAGGUGACCAGCUCUGCUCCGUGCCGUGCUGACCGCUGAGGGGCCUUAGGUCUGAGCCGAGAGCUGCCUGGAGCUGGGUGCUGGAUGCUCUGGGGGCCGCCUGCCUUGCGCUCAUACCUCCCAGCCCAGCCUUUGCUGUGGUACCUUACCUGGAGGAGCUCUGGUCCCCGAGGAGCACGAGGGGUUCCUGAAAUAAAUAACCCAGAAUAUUCCCAGACGCCUGCUGUCCUCACACAGCAGCAAACCCAAUCUGUCCGAGGAAUUGGGGUGAUUAACGGAGAGAAACUCCGCCGCGGGGAGAAGAUUUUUGACCCGAAACGUGACAUAGCAAUGCCUUAAAAACGACUGGGGGAAGCGGGCAGGGGGCGGCUCAGCAGAGGAGGGGCUGGGUACAGGGCGCGAGCUCCCUCCUCUCACCGAGCCGCAGCAAACCUGGUUUUAUUUGCCUGUUCCUGACACCAACGAUUCAUUGUUACAGGUUCUCACGCCAUGCUUGUCCUGACUGUAAUCAGUUUUCAAAAAAAAAGGGAUUAAACCCAAUAAAACUCACACGGUCGCCCA
This is a messenger RNA of Cygnus olor (mute swan), 4865 nucleotides long. It is a transcript of the gene SLC38A12, whose product is annotated as transmembrane protein 104. The record is from RefSeq and is a predicted model, not a curated record. NCBI's taxonomy places the organism in Eukaryota, Metazoa, Chordata, Aves, Anseriformes, Anatidae. The transcript has 11 exons. Bases 174 to 1802 code for a protein of 542 amino acids.